AUGGAAUAUCAUAAUCUUGGCAAGUCCGGCCUCAAGGUGUCCAAGGUCAUUCUUGGUGCCAUGAGCUAUGGCACUCCGGAAUGGCAAGGUUGGGUUCUGAAUGAAGAAGACUCUCUCCCGCUUCUGGAGUAUGCCUAUAAGGUCGGCAUCAGAACGUGGGACACUGCCAAUACGUACAGCCAUGGCCGGUCCGAGGAAAUUAUCGGAAAAGCCAUCAAGAAGUACAAUAUUCCUCGGGAGCGACUGGUAAUCCUGAGCAAGUGCUAUUUUGGUGUGACUCCGGACCACCCUGGCAAUCAGAUUAGUGCCAUCUCCAACAAUGAUGGCGAUUUGGUCAACCAAGUUGGCCUGAGUCGAAAGAACAUACUUGAAGCUGUCAACAAAAGUGUUGACCGCCUGGGUACUUAUAUCGAUGUCCUCCAGAUCCAUCGACUUGACCGGUCUACUCCACGGGAAGAGAUCAUGAGGGCCCUGAAUGAUGUCGUUGAAUCCGGAAAGGUUCGAUACGUCGGUGCCUCUAGUAUGGCAGCAUGGGAGUUUCAAGAACUUCAGAACGUUGCCGAUCGACAUGGAUGGCACAAGUUUAUCUCCAUGCAAAACUAUUACAACCUGCUUUACCGUGAGGAGGAGAAUGAGAUGAUCCCCUAUUGCCAUCACACUGGUGUGGGACUGAUCCCAUGGUCGCCCGUUGCCCGUGGAGCACUGACGAGACCUUGGGGUUCUCGAGACACUCUUCGUGAGAAAACCGACAAUUUUCUUCAUGUCCUUGUUCGAUCGAGGGACGAUAAGGUGGACGAAGAGAUCAUCGGUCGAGUGGAAAAGGUAGCUCACAAGAUGGGAAAGAGUAUGGCCCAGGUUGCCAUAGCUUGGUGUUUGAGCAAGAAAGAUGUAUUUCCUAUUGUGGGUCUAAACAAGAAGGAGAGAAUAGAUGAAGCGGUGGAAGCUUGCAAGAUCAAGUUGAGCGAGGAGGAUAUUCAAUACCUCGAGGAACCUUAUCAACCAAAGAGGAGGCAGGGAUAUUGA
This is a messenger RNA of Rhinocladiella mackenziei CBS 650.93, 1023 nucleotides long. Its product is annotated as versiconal hemiacetal acetate reductase. The coding region runs from base 1 to 1023 and encodes 340 amino acids. The record is from RefSeq and is a predicted model, not a curated record. NCBI's taxonomy places the organism in Eukaryota, Fungi, Ascomycota, Eurotiomycetes, Chaetothyriales, Herpotrichiellaceae. The transcript has 2 exons.